AUGCCUCAGGAAGCCUCCAAGGUAUCUGACCCCGAAGCUGACGCCAAAGUAGCCGCUGAAGCAGUCGCCGAAUCGAGCAAACAAGCAGAGGACGAGUCUGCAAACGAAAGUGGCGAUGAGGAGACCGGAACAGCGGAAGGGGCCGAGGGUGCAGCUGGAAAGAAGAAAAAGAGCAAGAAGAAUAAGAUAAGGGAUGCGCUUAGCGGCAAGGGAAAGGCGAGCGAGGUCACGGAUUUGAACGCGGCCGCUGGAGGAAUUCUGUCCAAGCAAGCUAUGAACGUGCUGCUCGCAAGCAACCCUGCGCUUGCGAAUGAACUCCAGGGCAAGGUGAACAAAGAGGAGGACCUACAAAAGUUGCUUCAAACGCUCAACCUCAACGAAAUGCUCACGGGGCUGGCACCGCAAGGCAGCCGAAAAGAUAUGGCCAGUCAUGCGUUCUGGAAGACACAGCCCGUUCCUAGCUUUGACGAGAUGGCAAACAAGGAAAAGAUCAAGGACGGACCAAUCAAGGAGAUUGACAUUGAAAAGGUCGACAAGAACCCAAGCCCAAUGUACCCUGGCUUUGAAUGGGUAACUAUGGACUUGGAACAAGAAAAGCAGCUGGAAGAAGUCUACGAGCUGCUCACCAACCACUAUGUCGAGGACAAGGAUGCAACUUUCCGCUUCAAAUACUCGCCGUCAUUCUUGAACUGGGCUCUAAAGGCACCCGGUUGGAAGAAGGAAUGGCACGUUGGUGUUCGCGCAACCGCCUCGGGCAAGCUGGUUGCAUUCAUCUCCGGCAUCCCGAUACAGAUGCGGGUACGCGACAAGGUUCUCAAAUGCUCCGAAGUCAACUUCCUCUGCGUCCACAAGAAGCUCCGUUCGAAGCGGUUAGCACCUGUGCUCAUCAAGGAAAUCACCCGCCGCUGCUACGUUGAAGGUACAUUCCAGGCUGUAUACACUGUUGGAUCCUUAUUGCCUACUCCCGUUUCAACCGCCAGAUAUUUCCACCGCGCCAUCAACUGGGAAAAGCUGUAUGAUGUUGGCUUCUCUCCCCUGCCCCACGGCAGCACCAAACAACGCCAGAUCAUCCGGUACAAGUUGCCAGACACCACAUCUACUCCUGGACUUCGCGAAAUGGAGGCCAAGGAUGUUGAUGCAACUCUCAGUCUCUUGCAGCGAUAUCUUGAGCGCAUGGACAUGGCGCAAGUAUUCGACAAAACCGAGUUCGAGCACUGGAUGGCGCCAAAAGAGAAGCCCAAGGAGCAGGUCGUGUGGAGUUACGUCGUUGAGGACCCCAACACUCACAAGAUCACAGACUACUUCUCCUUCUACAAUCUUGAGAGUACCGUCAUUGGUAACAAGAAGCACAACACCAUCAAGGCGGCCUACCUCUUCUACUAUGGUACUGAGGUUGCAUUUGAGAAAGACAAUGAAAAGUUGAAGAAACGGUUGAACUCGCUAAUGAAGGACGCGCUCAUCCUGGCAAAGAAGGCUGAUUUCGACGUCUUCAAUGCCCUCACAUUACUCGAUAACCCACUGUUCCUGGAAGAGCAACGCUUCGGUGCCGGAGACGGGUCAUUACACUACUACUUCUACAACUAUCGUGCUGCACCGAUUCCUGGCGGCAUCGACUCGAGGAAUCAGGCGAGCAAGGACCAUAUGGGUGGUAUUGGAUUAGUCAUGCUGUAA
Bipolaris maydis ATCC 48331 is the source of this 1671-nucleotide messenger RNA. Its product is annotated as acyl-CoA N-acyltransferase. Gene Ontology annotation, biological process: N-terminal peptidyl-glycine N-myristoylation. NCBI's taxonomy places the organism in Eukaryota, Fungi, Ascomycota, Dothideomycetes, Pleosporales, Pleosporaceae. Gene Ontology annotation, cellular component: cytoplasm. Gene Ontology annotation, molecular function: glycylpeptide N-tetradecanoyltransferase activity. The record is from RefSeq and is a predicted model, not a curated record.